CAAAUAUAUCAGCCAAGUCACUGCCAUCCGCAUCAGAUUUCUUGCGCCAAGAAGGACGAGGGAGCGCACUGCACUACUGCGUGUGAGCGCGAAGCAGAGGGUGAAGGAGCUGUAUCGAGACGAGAAGCUGCAAAUACAACGACGCGACGCGAAACAAAGCCGCUAAGUUGAGACGCAACUGUGGAGAGAACGAUGUUGGGACGGUUCGGGAUUUUCUGCACCUCGCUUGCUCUAGCGCUGCAAGUAUGUCUGGCUUCAGUCACAGUCAAGGUGACUCCAGAGGUGGAAGUGAUAAGAGGAGAAACCACCAAACUGCCUUGCAGCUACACUGCCGAUGCACCGACCUCUGCCAUCGUGGUCCAGUGGUUCAUUUCGCCCCCAUCGUCCCCAAGUGAAAGAAAGCGAAUUGCUUACAAGUCUUCCCAAGAUAGUGGCGUUGAUCCAGACCCAACAAUGGCAGGUCGCUUAAUCAUGGAAGAGGACAUGUCCAUCACCAUCUCUAAAGUUAUGGUGGAAGAUGAGAGAACCUACAUCUGCCAAGUGUCCGCAGGACCUGUAGGGUUCUCUGAAGCUCAGACCAAGGUCAAGGUUUUCUUUGCUCCAGAGAAGCCAGUGAUCACAGGAAAUAAUCAGGCUAUCACUGUCAGUGAUGACCCUAAAACUUCCUCUGAAGUGGCCAAGUGUAUCAGCAGGAACGCUCACCCUCAGCCACGUAUUAUCUGGUUUAAAGACGCCACCCCUUUGCCUGAACGAAAGGACCAAGACCGAGAUGGAAUAUACAUGGUACCUAGUGUGGUGAAGGAAGCCUCAGGCCUGUUCACCAUGACCAGCACGCUGUUCAUGAAGCCGGUUAAAGCCGAUGCUAAAUCAGUCUUCCACUGCACGGUGGAGUACAGCAUGCCAAACAACCAGAUCAAACAGGAGAGCUCUGAAAAAUUCAACCUCACACUGCUCUAUUCAACAGAAAAUGUGUUCUUCAAACUGAAGAAUCAGGGGCCAGUCAAAGAGGGGGACGAUGUGCUGAUGGAGUGUGAGACUGAUGGAAACCCUCAGCCAGAGUUUGAAUUUUCUAAGGAGAAGGGCAGCAAACUGCAAGGAUUGAAAGGAACGUUAAGAUUGAAGAGUGUUACUCGAAAGGAUGCUGGAGUUUAUGAGUGUGACGCACAGGACUUUUAUGCCUCACCAGGUGUCAACCUUGUCAAAAAUCUAAGCUUAUUUGUGCACUAUCUUGACCCUGUGGCAGUGACUCCAGAAGGCCCACUGGUUACUGAUAAAGGAAAUGCUGUGGACCUUCAGUGUAAGACCAAGUCCUCUGAUGAUUACACCCUGCAGUGGCAAAAGGACUCAAAGGUGCUGUCGCAGAUGGGUGGGUUGUCUAUCAAGUCAGUGACUCUGGCUGACGCUGGUGUGUAUUUAUGUGUCGGAGCUGUACCUUCAGUUCCAGGUCUCCAAAAACAAGCCAAUGUCACCCUUACCGUCACAGGUGCACCUGAGAUUGAUGCUCCAGUGAAUGGUUUUGUUGACAAGGAAGGAGGGAUGGUCACUCUCAACUGCUCUACUCUUGGUCAUCCUGCUCCACAAUUCAUCUGGACACCUUCUGGCAAAGAGUCGGUGACGGUAGUGGGGAAUAAGGUUAUCAGCACCGUCACUCUUGAGGCCUCUGCUGCGGUUCUGAAGGAUGGUGUGAUAUGUGAAGCAUACAACAAGCUUGGAAGAGCCACCAAGAACUUCAAGGUGUCCGUCAAAUUAGAUCCAAACAAACCAUCUGAUACCAAUGCUGCUAACCGAGGAAACCCUGUGUAUAAAACAGUGGAGAAACAGCAGGGAGGUUCGAGCGCGGUCGUGAUCGCCGUGGUGGUGUGCGUUCUCCUGCUUCUCCUCCUGGUGGCUGCGCUCUUCUUCCUUAGUAAGAAGGGCAAGAUGAACUGUGGGAAAAAGGACAAGAAGGAUGAAGCACCUGAGAAGACGAAAGAUAAUUGUCUGCUAGAGAAACAGCCUGCAGAACAGUGCUAAAAAAAGAAGAAAAGAGACGAAUAAGAACAAGAUCUCUAGAGACGUAGAGGAUGGCGGUGGAUUUAAGAGUGGUCUGAUGGAAGAGAAGAGAGGAGAUGGAAGAAAAGAGAAGAUGAAUUCAUUUUAGCUGUACAGUUUUCUUUUUUGAAGUUGUGGGAGGGGCUAUGAUGUUAAACUGAGGGUGGGUUUCAGUUUAGAAGUGGGCGGGGCAAUACAUGUAAAUCUGAUAUCAUUUUGAUAUGGGUGCAUACUGUGUCCUGAUUGUGUAAUCAAGCCAAUCUUUGUAGUACAACACCUAAAUACAGAGCACAGCUCAAUGCAGUGUUCUUCUACUCAAAACAAAGCAGAAAAAUCACUGUGGACACUGGAUGUUGCUCUUCAGGCUGUGCUGCACCCUGAUUAUGUCGAUUAGCUCAUUUUGUUGAAUAGUGCAGUGCAGCCGCUUUGUGCAUUACAAAGUGCACUUACUGUGUAAAUUUUUGAUUGUGAACUGCACACGUGCCAUUAAUUAGUAAACCCUACAGGCCACUAUACGCUUUAGCCAUGAUCUGCAUGGAGCAUAUGGAUGUGCCAUUAUACACACUGUACAUUUAACACUGGUGAAAUAAUCAAGCUGUCAUUCAUAUUAGCCUUCAUAUAGUCAAAUAUGCCUACAUGUCCCACACGUAUAUGUCUUGAGCUAAAACCAAAAGCCAGUGGUGAUGCAAAGAAAGAGAGUGUGUGAGAAUCGCAUUCAAACCAUGUAUCUGAACACAUGGGACCCAUUUAGCUCAAGUCUGCGAGUUGUGGAAGAGUUAGAGAACUAACUCAAUCAUCUAAUUUCCUCUGUACUGCACUGAACUCCAUUUGACAGCCCAAACAUGUUCAAAGACUUUUAACUCUGUAAUUAUUACACAGGGGUUAGUAAGGGGACAGGUCAGAUCUAUCUUCUUUGUCUUUUAAAAUGCCUCCUAAUAGAAUAAGGCAUUCACUAGUUUAUAGUCUCAACUCUACUAUUCUUUUCGGAUUAUGAAAGUGCUGAGCAUGAUUGGAAAUUAUAUACUUACUGAGCAGAAAUCAUAAUGAACUUACUGUCCCAAUAUACCUUUUUGUUUUAUCUUUUUCCGACACUUUUCAUAUCACUAAAUUUUCAUUAUUUAUAUUUAGAGAAAAAUGUCAAGACUUUAUACUUUCAUAAUUCACACAGAAAUGAAUGAACCAUUGCUUUAAGUUCUGAGAGCAAGGAGAUAAACAAGAAAACUUGGUAAAAGUUGAGGGACAGUGCCAGAUUUUUUUUUCUCCACUGUUGUCACAGUGCUAAUCUUUUUUAUCUUUUUUUUUUUUUUAUCAGUACUGUCAUUCAUUGCAGCUUUCAUUUUGUUUUCAAAACCAAAAAUAUGUGUGAACAUGGGGUGUAAAAAUGAUUUCUUUAAGCUUGUAUAUGACGUUCCAGGUUUCUGUGUUUUGCAUAUAUAUAUGUAUUUUGUAUCUUUCUGAGUAAAAGCACACUCUUGUUCAGGUGGCACAGCUGGAACAUUCUAGAAUCACUAUCUUGUUGGAAAACCCUGUCAUUUGUUCCCAAGCCCUACUGUUACACAAAGACGUGAGCCUUGUUAUUUGCGCCAAAUAACACAUUCACAAUCUGCUGUUCUUUGAGUCGGGUCUUCUGCGUGUGUCAGAGCAACACCCAGGGACAGUUUUUCAAACAUGUAUGCAGUUUCUGAAUAUGGCCACAUACAGUGUUUCUUUGUACCAGCAAAACAGUGAUUCUAGACUCUCCAAGCAGAAGGUUAAGUACAAUUGAAGGGUAAAGAGAGGACUGACGAAAUGAAAUGGACAGAGGAUGGGAAAGGGCUUGGUUUGGAUGUACCUUUCUUAUUUUUUUACCUACUGAGUCUUUGUGUGUAGUCGAGAGUAUUUUGAUGAAUCAGUAUGUAUUAAAUGUCCAGUUAGACACAUAAAACAUGAGCUAAAAUAUCUCUGAACAUCUCAAACACUGGAAAAUGUAUGAUGGCCAGUUUAUGAAGGCCUCUGUUUUAGACUGCUCAUAAAAUAUUUUAUACUUUUAUCUCGAUGCUAUUUUUUACAUUUACUGAUUUCAUUUUGCAAAAUGUAGUCAUAUGUUCUGUCAAUGCAAUGUGUGAUUUAUAGUUAUGGUCAAUAUUUGCAUACAAGAUAUUUGAACGGCCAUUUUUUAGACAAUUGAGGUGGAAAAAAAAGUUUUUCUUAAGAAUACACGUCUUAACUACUGAAUGACUUUGCAGUUUUGCUGGUUUUACAAGAAAGAAGAGCGCUGUCUUGAAUAAGAUGUCAUACUUUAUGGAUGUCUACAAUUGUUAUGCCCUCCAGGUAUACUGUAUAUUUGUGGUACACGUUUGUGAACUUUGUAGCUUGUCUUCUUC
Labeo rohita (rohu) is the source of this 4394-nucleotide messenger RNA. RefSeq names its product basal cell adhesion molecule (Lutheran blood group) (gene bcam). The transcript has 17 exons. Bases 193 to 2013 code for a protein of 606 amino acids. Lineage: Eukaryota; Metazoa; Chordata; Actinopteri; Cypriniformes; Cyprinidae. Gene Ontology annotation, cellular component: plasma membrane. The record is from RefSeq and is a predicted model, not a curated record.